AAGACACAAACUCACAUAUAAAUCACAGUCUAUGAUCACAGAAAAACAGAACAGAAUGGAGGGGAAGAUGAAAGAGAUAGAGAUGAAAAAGAUGGGUUUACACAAAGCCCUUCUGUCUCUCUUGGCUGAAUGGAAAGAUUUACAAGCCCUUCUGGACUUUUCGACUCAAAACCCUUGUAGUAAAAUCUUGCAAAAUGAGGCCCCCGAGAGAGAUAAGCUUAAGGAGAUUGAUUUGAAUGAUGGGCCUCGUGGGGAUUUAGCUCAGGUUCUUGAAACAGAGGGUGAGAAGCUGGUGGGGUCUAAUGAAGGGUUGUGGGAUCAGAAGAUGAGGGAGAUUAAGGGGAAGAUGAGAGAGAUGGAGUUUACUAAGGGGUUUAUUGAAGAACGUGCCAAGGAGCUGGAGUUGAGAGAGAGGAAGAUUGAAGAUGGGUUUAAAUUUUUGGAGGUGAAGAAGAUGGAAAUCGCUGAGAUGAGUGAAAAAGUUGAUGCUAAAUUGGAAGAAAUUGAGGAGCAGAAGUUCAAACUAAAAGAAAGGAGGGAAAAAUUGGAUUCUAGUGAAAAGGAAGUAAAAAGAGUUCAAGUUUUAUGUGAACAAAGAUUUGAGGAGAUCGUGGGUAAAGUGAGAGAAGUGGAUGCUAGCAGAAAAUAUAUAGAAACUUAUGCAAAGGAGCUGGAGUUGAAGAAGACGGAACUUGAUAAUGGGUUUAAAGAAUUGGAGUUAAAGAAUAUGGAAUUUACUCAAAAGACUAACAAAUUUGCUGCUAUUAAUUUUUCAAAUGCAGAAGAAUAUGCGAAGGAGCUGGAGCUGAAACAAAAGGAACUUGAGAAUGGGUUUAAAGAAUUGGAGUCAAAGAAGAUGGAAUUUGCUCAAAAGACUAGCAAAUUUGCUGCUAUUAAUUUUUCAAAUGCAGAAGAAUAUGCCAAGGAGCCGGAAUUGAAACAAAGGGAACUUGAUAAUGGGUUUAGAAGAUUGAGGUCAAAUAAGAUGGUAUCUACUCAAAGGACUGACAAUUUUGCCGCUAUUAAAUUCUCAAAUGCAGAUAUUAACAUGAAUCAAACUAAAAGAAAAAGGUCUUCGUAUGAUCUAAGAUGUAGAGCUCCAGCGAGAACUGAAGUUCCUGCACCUCAAGUGUGUCAGACUGUAAUAAUCAGAAAUUCAGACAGCAAUAAAGAGACAUUCUGGACGUGUUGCACCUCUUGCAAAUUCAAGUUCAUGUAUCACAGAAAUUUUGUGAACAAAAUUUUGAGGUGCAGAAAAUGCUCAAAGAACUUUACUGGCUAUGAACUAGAUGCGGAAAGUAUACCCUCAGCAGCUAAUAUACACUCAAUAAAGCAGAUGGAACUCUCUGCAAAGACUAAUAAAAUCGCUGAUUUCAACAUGAAUCAAAUCAAUGAUUCUGAAUCUAAUCAUAACCGGGGUAUCGUCCCAAAAGCAGAGUCUGUUGAUUGUCCAUAUCCAGAAUUCAGUGAUUUUGACAAACAAAAAGAUGAAAAUUGUUUUUCUGUAGAUCAAAUUUGGGCUUGUUAUGAUUCACUCGAUGUAAUGCCUAUAUUGUAUGGACACAUUAGGAAGGUGUUUUCACCUGACUUUAAGCUACAAGUAACUUUCUUAAAGGCUGAUCCAGAGGAGCAAAACAAGAUCAACUGGGUAAAGGCGGGAUUACCUAUGGUUUGUGGAAAAUUCAUUCAUGACGACACUAUUGAAACUUCAAAACGCCUUAUGUUUUCUCAUCAGAUGCAUAUCAAAAAAGGCAGUGAUGACGGCACCUACUUGAUCUAUCCUCGGAAAGGGGAGACUUGGGCCUUGUUCAAGGACUGGAAUAUCGGAUGGAGUUCAGACCCCUCGAAUCAUAGAACUUUUAAAUAUGUCAUGGUGGAGAUUCUUUCAGAUUUCAAGCAAGAAACUGGUGUAGAAAUUUGUUACUUGGCCAAAGUGAAAGGGUUUGUAAGCGUGUUUAGGCGAGUCGCCAAGGACGGGAUUGUCACAUUUCCCAUACCAUCCAGUGAAAUGCUUAGAUUUGCGUAUAAUGUACCCUCAACUAAAUUAACCGGUGCUGAAAGAGAAGGUGUCCCCGCAGGAGCAUUCGAGCUGGAUCCUGCUUCGCUGCCUACGGACCCUAACAAGCUUUGUCAACCUGAGGACAGGGAAGCAGAUACUUGAAGCAUCAAGUGGAAAGGGAUUUGUUUAUGCACUGUCAUGCAUCCUUGUGGUCAAGAAUAUCGCAAAAUCUCCUGAGUGGACAGAGUUUGGUAGCUCAGUUAAAUUUGUCGCAAGUGUUUUAUUUCUUCUUUUAUAUGUAGAAUAUUCUAAACUUUUGUAUGGUCAAUCUCGUAAUCUGGUUGGUUUGCGUAGACUAUCAUGCGUAGAGGUUCUUGUGGCUAUGGCAUUGUAUGGUAUCUUGAGACGCUGUGUUUAUGAUAGACUCCAGACCUUGCUUGA
Messenger RNA from Daucus carota subsp. sativus, 2440 nucleotides. RefSeq lists its product as uncharacterized. The coding region runs from base 32 to 2161 and encodes 709 amino acids. The record is from RefSeq and is a predicted model, not a curated record. Lineage: Eukaryota; Viridiplantae; Streptophyta; Magnoliopsida; Apiales; Apiaceae. The transcript has 6 exons.